This is a messenger RNA of Alligator sinensis (Chinese alligator), 764 nucleotides long. RefSeq names its product cytochrome b5 domain-containing protein 1. The transcript has 5 exons. The coding region runs from base 25 to 681 and encodes 218 amino acids. The record is from RefSeq and is a predicted model, not a curated record. NCBI's taxonomy places the organism in Eukaryota, Metazoa, Chordata, Crocodylia, Alligatoridae.
UGGUUGCUAUGGCAGUGUGACGCCAUGGAGCCCGGGCGGCGGCCGCGCUACUUCACCCCGCGCGAGGUGGAGGCGCACGCGCGGCCCCGCGACCUUUGGGUCAGCUUCCUGGGGCGCGUGCACGACCUCACCCCACUGGCGCGCGAGCACCCAGGUGACGUGUUGCUGCGGCCCAUCCUGGAGGCGGCGGGGACAGACAUCACCCACUGGUUCAACCCCAAGACGCGAGAUCUGCAGACCUGCGUGGAUCCUCUGACAGGCUGCCCUAGAUACUACACGCCCCAGGGCAGGGUCCUGCAUGUGCCCCCGCUGCUGCCUCGCUCUGACUGGGCCAACGACUUUGGGGUACCGUGGUGGAAGGAUGUCAAGUACGAGGUGGGCAUCUUGUCAGCCAAGACCCGGCUUGUCCGUGUCAUCAACACCCUCACGUCCCAGGAGCACGUGCUUGAGGUGUGCGCGGAGGAGUCGCUGUGGGAGAUCCUGCGGCGCUACCUGCCCAACAAUGCGCAUGCGGGCAGCUACACGUGGAAGCACGCGGGUGCCGUGCUGGACAUGGAGCGCACGCUGGAGCAGAAUGGUCUGGCUGAUGACGAUGAGGAGCUCUGGCACCUUGGCCUCGACCCCAGCCUCCAUGCCCCUGGCCUGCUGCUGCACUUCAACGACGACCUCACCGAGCUCUAGGCCUGGCCAUGCCCCCGAUGUCCAGCCAGGGGUGCUGGAGUCUCAUCUUAGCUCAUAACACGAAUAAAUAUUCUUGGUCUGGA